Molecule: messenger RNA, 1551 nt
Organism: Nematolebias whitei (Rio pearlfish)
Lineage: Eukaryota; Metazoa; Chordata; Actinopteri; Cyprinodontiformes; Rivulidae
Gene: psmc4
Product: proteasome 26S subunit, ATPase 4
Exons: 11
Coding region: 28-1281 (417 amino acids)
Biological process (GO): proteasome-mediated ubiquitin-dependent protein catabolic process
Cellular component (GO): proteasome regulatory particle, base subcomplex
Molecular function (GO): ATP hydrolysis activity; proteasome-activating activity; ATP binding
Source: RefSeq, a predicted model, not a curated record
CGUCAGUACGUAAAACUUGAACUCAACAUGGAUGACUCGGUAGUUGUUGAAAAGUGCCCGGAAGAAAUGCCCUCAAUGCUAACCUCCAGACCUCAGACGGGUCUGUCCUUCCUGGCACCAGAACCAGAAGACCUGGAGGACCUUUACACCAGAUAUAAGAAGCUGCAGCAGGAGCUAGAGUUCCUGGAGGUGCAGGAGGAGUACAUCAAAGAUGAACAGAAGAACCUAAAGAAGGAGUUCCUGCAUGCUCAGGAGGAGGUGAAGAGGAUACAGAGCAUCCCCCUGGUCAUCGGCCAGUUCCUGGAGGCUGUGGACCAGAACACUGCCAUCGUUGGCUCCACCACAGGCUCCAACUAUUACGUGCGCAUCCUGAGCACCAUCGACCGCGAGCUGCUGAAGCCCAACGCCUCAGUGGCGCUCCACAAACACAGCAACGCCCUGGUGGACGUCCUUCCUCCUGAGGCCGACAGCAGCAUCAUGAUGCUGACGUCAGACCAGAAGCCCGAUGUGAUGUACGCAGACAUUGGUGGGAUGGACAUCCAGAAGCAGGAGGUCCGGGAGGCCGUGGAGCUGCCUCUCACUCACUUCGAGCUCUACAAACAGAUUGGUAUCGACCCACCCAGAGGGGUCCUCAUGUACGGACCUCCAGGCUGCGGGAAGACCAUGUUGGCCAAGGCUGUGGCCCACCACACUACAGCGGCGUUCAUCCGUGUUGUGGGUUCGGAGUUUGUCCAGAAGUAUCUGGGUGAAGGUCCUCGCAUGGUGCGGGACGUCUUCAGGCUGGCCAAGGAGAACGCUCCCGCCAUCAUCUUCAUCGAUGAGAUCGACGCCAUCGCCACGAAGCGAUUUGACGCUCAGACCGGAGCUGACAGAGAAGUGCAGAGGAUUUUACUGGAGCUGCUGAAUCAGAUGGACGGCUUUGAUCAGAACGUCAAUGUCAAGGUGAUCAUGGCCACCAACAGAGCAGACACCCUGGACCCCGCCCUGCUCCGUCCGGGACGUUUGGACAGAAAGAUCGAGUUCCCGCUGCCCGACCGCAGACAGAAGCGUCUCAUUUUCUCCACCAUCACCAGUAAAAUGAAUUUGUCUGAGGAGGUCGACCUGGAGGACUAUGUCGCCCGGCCCGAUAAGAUCUCUGGAGCCGACAUCAACUCCAUCUGCCAGGAGGCCGGCAUGUUGGCCGUGCGUGAGAACAGGUACAUCGUUCUCGCCAAGGACUUCGAGAAGGCCUACAAGACCGUCAUCAAGAAGGACGAGCAGGAGCACGAGUUCUACAAGUAGACGGAACCGAGCCGACGCACGUCUGGUGUUGAUUUCCGUCUGGGUCUGCAACCUGCAUCGAUUAGUUUCUUCGUUUGGACUAAAUUUCCCACUGCAGCGCCGAGUCUAACGGGUCGGGUCAGUCUCGGCCUCGAGCCGGCGCACCACCACGAAGAAAGUGUUUUUUUGUUUUUUUACAGGCGCUCUUCUGGUUUCCAUAAAUAUCUGGUCUCGACUGUAGCCAGAAGAACAUAACAAAAAUAAAAACAAAAAUACACCCAAUAAACAAGU